Molecule: messenger RNA, 819 nt
Organism: Acanthaster planci (crown-of-thorns starfish)
Lineage: Eukaryota; Metazoa; Echinodermata; Asteroidea; Valvatida; Acanthasteridae
Source: RefSeq, a predicted model, not a curated record
AUGGGAUCCCCUAUAUCCCCGGUUCUGGCUGACAUAUUCAUGGAAGAGUUCGAGCAGACCGCCAUCGCCACAGCAGACCACCGCCCCAAGAUCUGGCUCCGAAAGGAGGAUGGAAGUCUUGCCCGGAGGGUUUAUCGCAAGCCCACCCACAUCGACAGGUACCUCAACAGCGCCUCCUUCCACCACCCCAAAAUCAAGUCAUCGGUCAACAGCACCCUCAUCCACCGAGCCUACAACAUCUGCGACCAACAGCACCUACACAAGGAACUCCACCACAUCUCCACGGCACUCCAACGCAACGGAUACCAUCCCAAGCAGAUCAAGACUCAAGACCCAAGAUCAAGUCCCCCUCCCGGCCGACGCACCUCCCACCACAUCCAGCAUAUCCUGAGCAAGUACAACAUCAAGGUGUUCCACACAGCUCCCCUCAAGAUCCACGGGAUGCUGACUUCCCAUAAGGACAGGCAAGAUCCACACCGCCGACCAGGUAUAUACAAGAUCCCCUGCCAGUGUGGCGAAGUGUACAUCGGAGAGACUAGUAGGGACCUCCCUACCAGGAUCAAAGAACGCAAAGCCCAUGGCAGGAAGGGGGACUAUGAGAAGUCAGCCAUCAUCAAGCAUUCCCACGCCGAAGACCACUCCAUCAACUGGGAAGAAGCCCACCUCAUCGCAAGCAUAGAACAGUGGUACCCAAGACGCAUUAGAGAAGCCUUGGAAAUCUUCAAACACCUUACCGUGCUUCAAGACAUCGGCUUCUCCAUCAGCGACAUCUGGCAGCCCCUGCUCACCUCCUGGUCUGAUGGGUCCUCUAUACCCUAG